AGAGAUUAGUGAAAGUAAAAUUUACCGACGAGGACAUACACACGAUAAAAAUCGAUGAAAAAAUUCAUGAUUAUUUCACUUACGCCUGGCGACUUUACCUUCCAGCUAACGAUUUUGAGGACCAACUAAAGAUUUUCCUACAAAUUCAUGAAAUAUUGAGGGUUUUCACACCUCCUGCACCUCCCGUUUCAAUAUUUAUCUCGAAGUUUCAAUGUUUGAAAUGGGUGUUUCCAGCCUUGCACUGAUAGGCCUUCCUCUGAAAUUUGUUAAUUCCCAUGAACCAUCCUUAUUCCUUGAACAUUUUAUGCGAAAGUAAGAUAGUUUCCUGCUAUCUUCAAGAAAAAAGGCAACAUACCGUUAGAAAAUUCGAUUUUAAAGAAGAGCUGAAAGUAGAGAUGAAAGUGGAGAGAAAAGUUGAGAUGAAGCUAGAAAACAAAGAUAUUGUUUUCUGUUGAACAAGAGCAUUGUUUAUAGUUUACUCGCUGCCCAUUGUAAAUAAUUAGUGAAUUAGUCGUUGUGGAGGAGAUUAGUCACGAUUCUGCUGAAUCCACUGUGAUGUCAUUUACGGCCGCAAGGAAUGAUGGGUGCGGCAUUCAAGGAUUGAUUAUGGCCAUAUUCUGGAAACGCGAAAUGAUGGCGAGGGUCUACGAAGCUAAUCGGAUCCCUCGAUGAGCCUUUCAUGUCUUCUUGGUAUGCAUGACAUUAUCUGGAAUAAUAGUAGUUCAGGCAGUUUCCGACAAAGGAACCAUGUCAGAGGUUUGGAGAGAGUUAGAAUGAGUACGGCCCGGUCGCCAGCCAGCUCAACUAUCACACCACAAAAUAUUGAUGAGUUUGCAAACGUGUUGAGGGUUAAAAAUCAAUCUUCUAACAAUCUUCAAUUUUUAUUUCGCUCAAACGGAUCAGAUAACUUUCCAGGACGGACAUCACAGAACGGUUUUCGUGCUGAUCAGUGGAGUGUACCAGACGGAUCUCAGCAAGAGGUUGAAGAAUCUGGCGGUACAGAAACAGAUUAUUCAGGCAUAUCAAAGAAGGAUAGCAAAGAGAAAGGAAUACAGGAGAUAAUGCCAUCAAAAAAGAAAAUUUGGAGCAAUGACAGUAGGGUGGAGAAAGAGCCAGAGAAGCCCAUGUUUUUCCAGCAUCAGUGGCAAGAAACCCCUUGGGCCAUUGAAGGAGAGACAGACAAAUCUGAGCAUGCAGUUUCUCAGCCAAUCAUGGUUAAGCAAAGAGGAAAUCAGGGUUUCAACCCCCCAGAGCAACAGUCUUCAGUUGUUUCUCCAAGAUCAGCAGAUGGGCUUGGGGUUUACGGAAUGGUUGAAUAUGUUCUUGCAUCAUCACCUGGUGGUGGGGAUUUGGAGGCAACAAUGAAGGGGAUGGACAUCAAUGGAACUUUGAGAGUGAAGUCUCCAUAUGAUGAUGCCGCUGAAGCCCAACCCACAGUUCUAGACAUUCAGAAAGAACAGGAAGCUGUAAAUUCCCACUCUGGUACACCAAUCCAAGAUGAAGAAUCACAGCUUGUCUUUAGCCGUACACCAGGGAGUCGCCAGGAGUCUCCAAAUCCAAAUUCACAGUCAUCACAGGAAGGGCCUAAAUCUAACGGAUAUGGUCAAGAUAUUCAAAUCAUGGGUAAAGUAGAAUCUGCAUCGGAGUCAUCAUUAGUGACAUCACCAGUUCAGCUUAUUACACAAGUCGAUCCAAGUGCCAUUGGUAUAGAAACCCUGCCAUUCAGUUAUGGUGAGUCACAGCUACAAGGAAACAACCCAGAAGGUAUAGUACGCAGUAUAGCCCAGCAGCAGCCACAAGUCAUUAUAGGUAAUGCACAGCAACAGCAGUAUGGGGUGGCAUUGGCUUCAAGUCCUUACUUUGUCACUAACCCACCACAAGACCCAUAUGGCAAUGGAAGCAUCUCAAUACUUAAUGCCAAUGGCCAGCCAGCUGUUAUACCAACUCAGUAUGCUCCAUAUGGAAUGCAACCAUGGGCAUAUGCCAAUGCUAGUGGAAAUGCAGCUUAUGUGCAACAACAGCCACAGCAGUUACAACAAAGUCAACUAAGGACGCAAUCAAAUGGUAAUCGUGCCACUGGGGAGCAGAUGAUUGGCCAACAGCUUAGCACUACACCAACAGGGUACCAGGUUAUUCCAGGCCCGCUUAGUAUUCCUGCAGGAGCAACAUUUUAUGACCAGCAAGGGAACCCAGUGAUAAUCAAUGGCCGAAUGGCGCAGCAGCUAACAAACCCACUAGGACAGCCAAUCAGAAUGGUCUCCCCUAUGGUGGUAAACAACUCAGGACAAACUGCUGUCAGUCCACAAAUGCAAAGCCAGUCACAAACAAUCCAGUUACUGAAUGCACAACAGCAACAACAAUCACAACAGUCUCAGCAAGCAAGGCAACAACAAGGUUCUUCUAUAAACCUUGGUUAUCUGUCAACAGGUAAUGUUGGUGCUCUCAGUGCAUUGAAUGGUGUCUCUAAUGUGCAGUUACCAAAUGGAGGCCCAGUUGGUGUUAUUGGUGGUCACUUGUCAACCUCCAUGCCUUCUUCUGUAGCUCCUCCAAUUGGUGGCAUCCAAGCACGAAGAGAUGCCUUUGGGCAGAUGGAGACAAUGAAGCAACAGAAUGUUACACAAGUAUACCCUGGAAUGGUUGGUUCUUACAACUCAUUAACAGUAAACACCCCAUUGGCUAAUAAUCUUAAUAUAAGUGACAGUAACACAUCACCAAUACAGAACCAGGCAUCGUUUAAUCUAGGCAGUCCUGUCAACAGUCGAUUCUCAGGCUAUAUGAGCCUGCUGACUGCACAAGCAGAUCGAAAGUACAGCAGCAGUGCCUCAAGUUUAGUUGGAGGAAGCAUCUUUGGUCCAUCUACAACUAGUAUUUACCGCAAGUCUGGCCGAGACAGUGGCAGAAGUAAACUGCUGGAAGAUUUCAGGAACAACCGCUACCCUAAUCUUCAGCUCCGUGAUUUAACAAAUCAUAUAGUUGAAUUCUCUCAGGAUCAACAUGGGUCAAGAUUCAUUCAGCAGAAACUUGAGCGUGCCUCUGUCAUGGAGAAAAAUCUUGUGUUCAAUGAAAUUUUGUCAGCUGCCUACAGCCUGAUGACAGAUGUUUUUGGUAACUAUGUGAUCCAGAAGUUCUUUGAAUUUGGAUCUCCAGAGCAGAAGAUGGCUUUGGCAAACAGAAUUCAAGGUCAUGUGCUGCAGUUAGCUUUGCAGAUGUAUGGUUGUAGAGUAAUCCAGAAGGCCUUGGAGUCCAUACCACAAAAUAAAGAUUUGGUGGCAGAGCUUGAUGGUCAUGUGUUGAAAUGUGUCAAGGACCAGAAUGGCAAUCAUGUUGUCCAGAAGUGCAUCGAAUGUGUUGAUGCUGCCCACCUUCAGUUUAUAAUUAAUGCAUUCAGGGGACAAGUGUUUGCUCUUUCAACUCACCCAUAUGGAUGUCGUGUCAUUCAGCGAAUUCUGGAGCAUUGCUCCCCUGAGCAAACCUCACCCAUCUUGUCUGAGCUGCAUGAAAAUACGGAACGCCUGGUCCAAGAUCAGUAUGGAAAUUAUGUGAUACAGCAUGUGUUGGAGCAUGGCAGCCCAGAUGAUAAGCUAACCAUCAUAGCUCUUGUGAGGGGCAAUGUUCUCCAGCUGAGUCAGCACAAAUUUGCUAGCAAUGUUGUUGAGAAAUGUGUCUCCCACGCAAGCCGUGCCGACAGAGCAGCCCUCAUUGACGAAGUUUGCAAUGACGCUAAUCCGGGUGCCUUAUAUGCAAUGAUGAAAGACCAAUUUGCAAACUACGUAGUCCAGAAGAUGAUUGAUGUCGCAGAGCCAUUGCAGAAGAAAAUGCUCAUUCUCAAAAUACGACCACACGAAGCGACCCUUCGUAAGUUUACUUAUGGAAAACACAUACUUGCUAAAUUGGAGAAGCUUGGAAAGUCAUUCUACUUGAAGCCAAAUGUUGACAUGGUAUUUCUGCCUCCCAACGGACACGUGCUAUGAGAAUAUGACAAAUUCAGAGGUGAAAAUUCUCAUUUUUUAGUAUAAAGCAUUUAUCAUUGGGUUUUUUUAAUCAUAUCUUACAUUUAUGUAGGCCACCACUACAGGCCUUUAUUUUAAUUUGUUUUAUUAUGUUGUGUUUCAAUUUAAAAUAUCGUUGUUACCUAGGCCUAGCAUGACAGAUAUUCACGAAAUUUGAUUUGUCUUUCACGUUUUUAUUGUAAAUGAUGGCCAUUUCUUUUCAAGCCAGUUACUUUUAGAUAUAUUGCACAGGAUGUAUAUUCUGAAAUUGUGACAAAGUAUCGUUUUUCAAAUAAUUUUGAAAGGGAAUUAAAGACGUCUUUCCCUGAGUUGAUAUUUGUGAUUACAAAAUUUAUGUACUUGUCUGAAUUAACUUCAAGGACAAAAUUUGGCCUUGAAGUUAAUUCAGGCACUCAUGAUUAUUCAAGCUUUAUAUCAAUUUAACAAUCGUGUAAUUUUUGCAUUAUAUUUAUAUUCUUGUUCAUUAUUCAAAACCAAUCGUGUCUCUUAUGAUAGUCUCACUUCAGUAAGUCGUUUUUUAAGGUGUGCAUUUAAAGUGUGAUUGUAAUAUUUUGUAGUUGAUUCUCAUUGUAGAAAAUUUUGAGUUAGAAAUGAAGCUUUGGCUUUUGUUGAUUACAGGACUAAAAUUUCUUGGUUUAGAUUUUAACAUUUUUAUGUAAGCUAGGGAUAUUGUAAACUGCAGCAAGCCAGGAGAUGUGAAUUCCCGACCAACCUUGGGCAGAAUUUUGUUUUCAAUUUCAGGCUAAUUGUUUUCUGUGAGUUGCUUUUCCUCUAUUGCCAACGAGCUUACUAGUUUCGUUUGCCAAAAACUCCCAGUUUUAAAUGACAAGCUUGGCCUUCUGCAUUUUAUGAUUUUAUUAUUUUAGUUAUAUCUUGUGUUCAUAGCAUGCUCAUUCAUAUAUUUUGUGUCAUAUUUUGGACAUAUAAUCGUAUAGAAGCAUUUAACUGCCUUUCGUGAAUCCGGCAUUUGAAUCGCUCUGCAUAAUAAUAAUUAUUUUUUUGUCAAUUAUUGUACAUUACUGUACAUUUGGGUUUUGCCCUCUUAUGUAAAUGCGAUAUGAAAACGAGGUCUGCCUAUCCGUUAUCCUGUACAGAAAUGGCUUGUGAUGUCAUCUUGAACAGGCACAAAAUCUAUGUAUAUUAUCUUGAAUUAUGACGUCGCCCGUUCUAAAACCGCCUCUUCGAAGUUCCUUGUACAUCUCAUUAUUUUCAAUUUUAUUACCUAGCAUUUUAUCAGAUUUAUACCCCUACCUCACAGUGGCUGCAAAUUUCAUAGAAAUAGGCUCUGAUAUGGAAUACAUAAUAAACCUUGGGCAACGGUCGAUGAGACGGUUUCAGAAUGUUUGAAGCUAUGUAUAUCAUCUUGUAAGGACUCGUUUGAAUUUUUGUACAAUGUAGAUCAUUUAAAUUGGCAUCAGAGCACCCAAAGCAUUUAAUGUCAUAAUGUAGAGUGUAGAAUAUAAUUCGUGCGACCAAUCCCUCCUUUUUCAUUUAAUAAUUUGCACUUAAUUGUACUUUCCCAUUUUUUUGAUCAACUCGCUUUAGUGUUCCUUUAAUGUAGAUAUUGAAAUUUGUAUUUAGAAUCGACAAAAAAUGCUGAUAAUAUUAUUAGCGUGGACCCUUGCAAUAAUACCUGAUGUUAUGAUAUAUGAAGAGAUGACUUCCCAACCUACCAAUUUAUAUAAAAACUUGUUAUCAUUUUUUGAUUACCUUAAAAUUUCCAAAGAGUUUGACAGGUUUAAGGGCUAUUCGUUAGAGCUUUUGUCCUUAAGCCUGAUAUCAGAACGCGGUUAUUUUCUUUGUUCCGACCCCCCCCCCCCCCCCAUUCCCCAUCGAAAGACCAGGACCGUGUACUUAUCACUCCAUGAGAAUCUCUUUCCCCUUUGCUUGAAGUCCCAUUAUUUAUCUGAAAAUCCUUGAAAUGCUUUACCUUUCGUGGAAAUUCUGUACGCUAUUUCCAAGAGUGAAUUGCACCCAUACCCAGAGAUCUAGCUACCAUUGAGCCACGGGAGGCGCAAGAAAAGGACCUUUGUCAGCAGAUGUGUGAUUUUACGCCGGUUUAUUAAGAUUGAAACCAGCUAAGCUGCAUUGCAUUGCUCACUCGAAGCAACGCUUGCCUUUGUGAUUCAGUGACUAAUGGGUCCAGUGAUAGGAGUGUUUUGUUGAUAUGUCCAGUGGUUAACUAAUGCGAUAAGUUGAUUAAAGAAAUGAUUUUGAUUGUAACCAGAACAACACUUCUUUAGUAUAUUUCAUUUGUAUAGGGUAGGUGUCGUGUGUGUACAUCAUGUAUAGACCUUAAAACCCAUUGUACUAAUAAAUUGCAUGUAUCAUGUCUGACCGAAUUACAAAUUUGUUGCAGAAUAA
Rhopilema esculentum is the source of this 6374-nucleotide messenger RNA. Its product is annotated as pumilio homolog 2. Gene Ontology annotation, cellular component: cytoplasm; nucleus. The record is from RefSeq and is a predicted model, not a curated record. Lineage: Eukaryota; Metazoa; Cnidaria; Scyphozoa; Rhizostomeae; Rhizostomatidae. Gene Ontology annotation, biological process: post-transcriptional regulation of gene expression. Gene Ontology annotation, molecular function: mRNA 3'-UTR binding.